Molecule: messenger RNA, 2031 nt
Organism: Rotaria socialis
Lineage: Eukaryota; Metazoa; Rotifera; Eurotatoria; Philodinida; Philodinidae
Source: the annotation of a GenBank genome assembly
AUGCCGUUCUCAUUUACCAGUGAUGGACGUACACUGAGUAGUUUUUUUAACUCACCAGAGCAAAAUUCUGAAAAUUUACUUGUCGAUAAACAAAAUUUAUUAUGUGUAUUUAAAUUAGUUAUAAAAGAUCUGUUAAAUUCAAGUUUACGGCAUGAACGUUUACUUGAAAAAGAAUAUUUCCCUCUAAAACAUUUUUUUAUUGUCUUCGAACAAAUUCUAUUACAUGGUUAUACAGGUAAAAAAUCCUUUCAAAUAACUUCCUCGUCAAAUCGUAAAGAUCUUUGGCCGAUUAUUGAUCUUAUUGCACGUAAAUCAACUGAUGCUAAUAUUGUUGAAAUAUCUCUAUCGUCAAAAGAAAUGACAAAUAUUCGUACGCCAUUAGGACGUGUACGUGCAUGGUUACGUCUUGCAUUAAUGCAAAAACGUUUAGCUGAUUAUUUUAAAAUUCUUGUCGAACAAAAACAAGAACUAAAAGAAUUAUAUGAUAAUGACGGAUUAUUAUUAUCCGAUGAAAUAUCCAUCAUAACCGGUUUACUUGUUGGUCUCAAUGUGUUAGAUUUAAAUUUUUGUUUAAAAGAAGCUGCACUGGAUUAUCCUAGUGAUACAACAAUUCAUUAUAGUUUAUAUCUACGUGAAAGACGUAUACCAGCACAAUCAAUCUCAAAUAAUAUUCAUCCGCCAGGUUCCAUCGAAGAUCAUAUUGAUGAAUUAGAUGAUUAUUCAUCAUUAUCAUCCUCACCGAUAAUUGUACGAGCUACAAAUGCACAAAAUUCUGAUACUGCUGUUUUAUCAAGUUCAAAUGAUAUAAUGACAUUUGAUGAUCAAAGAAUUACAAAUAUUAUUGAUCAAAAAAAUUAUAUUGAAGAACUUCAUCGAAAUUCACAGAAAACAGUCACAAAUUUACAAAAACGUCUACAAGCACUUGAACAUACGAAUAGAUCGCUAUUAGAAGAUUCAAUAGUACAAAAAAUUCGUAUCGGACAAUUGGAUGACGAUUUGAAAAAAGUCAAAUCAGAAAAAGAACAAAUAAUACUAUCUUAUCAAUCGAAAAUCGAAGCUUUAAAUUCUGAUAUGGCAGUUGAACGAGAGACUUUUAAAAAAUCUCGCGAAGGUUUUGAUCUACUUUACAAUGAAUUGCAAAAGAAAUAUGACAAUGAAUGUUUAUCCAAACAAGAUGUUGAAACUGAAUAUCAAAUUCAAUUAGCACAAAAAAAUGAUUUUAUUGAAGCCACAAAAUUAAUGGAAAAAGAUUGUGAAGUGAAAACAACAUUGUAUACUCAUAUGAAAGAACAAAUCGAUAGUAUUAAAAAUGAAAAUAUACGUCUAUCAGAAAGAUUACAUUUCGAAUUAAGUCGAAAUGAAGAAAUUGAACAUCAAAUACAAUCACUUGGUAAAGAGAAUCAAAUGUUAAGAGAAACAAUUAGUCAAUUAGAAUCCAAUAUCGAGGAGAUCAAUAGUGAAAAACAUGCUCUUACUGAUACCAAUGAUUCGCUAAGUCGAGAUCUUGCUAGAAUUGAUGCUGAAAAAACAUCAAUUGAAACUGAUUUACGUGUAGAAAAAGAUUUUCGACAACGUCUUCAACAAACAUUGACAAGUGAAAAAGAAAAAGUCUCAUCACUUCAAUUUGAUAUUCAUGAAUUAAAUUUAAUCAAACAAGAAUACGAUUCAUAUAAAAAAGAAAUGUCUAGACAACAAAAUGAUUUGCAAAAGAAAUUCCAAGAACAAGAAGAGACCAUACGAGAGUUAGCAUUAAAAUUAGAAGUAUCAAUUAAGCGUGAAGACGAAUUCCGAGAAAAAGAUGGUCUACGUCUAUCAACAUGGAUGAAAGAUGAAGAUGUGAAAGAAUGUUGUCAAUGUAAAAAAGAAUUUAGUUCACUUAGAAGAAAACAUCAUUGCCGAAGUUGUGGUCAAAUAUUUUGUGAGGCAUGUGCUGGUACAAAACUUCCAUUGCCUAGCUCAAAUAAACCAGUUCGCGUUUGCGAUAUGUGUCGUAAUCAUUUAUUAGCACAAUGUGCGGUUAAUAGUCCGUAA